Molecule: messenger RNA, 2529 nt
Organism: Macadamia integrifolia
Lineage: Eukaryota; Viridiplantae; Streptophyta; Magnoliopsida; Proteales; Proteaceae
Product: probable leucine-rich repeat receptor-like protein kinase At1g35710
Exons: 2
Coding region: 1-2529 (842 amino acids)
Biological process (GO): hormone-mediated signaling pathway; protein phosphorylation
Cellular component (GO): plasma membrane
Molecular function (GO): protein binding; ATP binding; protein kinase activity
Source: RefSeq, a predicted model, not a curated record
AUGGCAUCCUCCAUUGUAUUGGCGAGACUUGUCCUAUGGUUUAUCUUGGUAUCUUUCACAGCUAAUACUAGCUCUCCAUCGAUAGUGGUAGCAUCUGAAUCAUCAUCACCAGAAGCUAAGGCUCUACUCUACUGGAAAGCUAUCAGCAUAAAUGGUGGAGCUCACUUUCCUGAAUCUUGGAAUGCAACUGAUGCAAGUCCAUGUAUAUGGGAUGGGAUAGUGUGCAACUCAGCUAGAAGAGUAAUUGGGAUAAACUUAUCCAAUUACGCCUUACAUGCAGACCUCAACACUUUGAAUUUCUCGUCUCUUUCGUGCUUAGUUCAUAUCAAUCUUAGUCACAGUGGGUUAUUCGGAACCAUUCCAGGCCAAAUUGGUAUGCUCUCCAAACUCACCUAUCUGGACCUGUCUUAUAAUUCUCUGUAUGGUGAACUGCCUUCUUCACUAGCUAUUCUUACUAGAUUAGCUGAGCUUGACAUUUCGAGUAAUAACAUAAGUGGUCAACUUCAUGAGUCUUUAUUCACCAACUGGACCAAACUAUCUUCCCUAAAUCUUGAUUACAAUCAGAUCAAAGGGCAGAUCCCUCCUGCUAUAGGUAAGUUGAACAACCUCAUCAUUCUCUCCCUCUAUGACAAUAGUUUCAACGGCUCAAUACCUCAAGAAAUAGGAAACUUGAAGAGUCUCAAUCGGCUGUGUGUAGGCCUAAACAGGCUGUCUGGUUCAAUACCUGCAGCAAUAGGGAAUAUGAAAAAUCUGAUUCUGUUGGACCUAGCCUACAACAUGCUCUCCGGUUCAAUACCUGAAGUAAUGGGGAAUAUGAAAAGUCUGAUUACAUUGGAUCUGAGUUACAACAUGCUCACGGGUUCAAUACUUGAAGGAGUGGGGAACAUGAAAAACCUGAACGAGCUGGAUCUAAGUGACAAUAUGCUUACUGGUCCAAUACCUGCAGGAAUAGAGAAUAUGAAAAAUCUGAAACAGAUGGACCUAAGCACCAACAAGCUAACUGGUUCAAUACCUGCAGGAGUGGUGAAUCUUAGAAAUCUUGAAGAAUUGGAUCUAAGUAAUAACAUGCUUACUGGUCCAAUACCUGUAGGAAUGGGAAAUCUUAAAAAUCUGCAACAGUUGAAACUAAGCAAUAAUAUGCUUACUGGUUCAAUCCCUAUGGGAAUUGGAGACAUGAAACAAUUGACACUACUUAAUCUCAGCCACAACAAGCUAAAUGGCUCAAUACCUGCACAUAUAGGGGGAUUCAACUUCCAUUACAUGGAUAUGGAUUUGUCCUACAAUGAUUUGGAGGGUCCUGUUCCGAAUAAGAUGGCCUCAGAAGCUCCAAUAGGGGCACUCAGUAAUAACAAGGGUUUAUGUAGUACCUAUAGUAAUUAUCAAGGUCUCCGCCAUCUCCCACUAUGUAUUAUUACUAAAAGCGGAGAGAAAAGGCAUAAAAUCAAGAUCUCCACCAUUAUAUCUCUUUCUAGCAUCAUACUUGUUGCGAGUGCUGUAACUAUCGUUAUCUGUUUCCGAUUGAGGCUCCAAAAGUCGAGAAGUUUCCAAACUGAAACAAGAGAAGAAAAAACUGGAGAUCUAUUUUCGAUAUGGAAUUAUGAUGGAGUGAUUGCGUACAAUGACAUCAUUGAAGCAACAGAAGAUUUUGAUAUCAAAUAUUGUAUUGGGACUGGAGGUUCUGGGAGUGUUUAUGUAGCAAAACUGCCUGCUGGGCAACUUGUAGCAGUAAAGAAACUACACCGCCUAGAAGCUGAAGAGAGAGCAACUGAGAAGAGCUUCACCAAUGAGAUAAACGUAUUAACAAGAAUAAGGCAUCGGAACAUUGUGAAACUUUAUGGGUUUUGCUGCCAUCCAAGGUGUAAAUUUUUAGUUUACGAAUACAUUGAGAGGGGAAGCUUAGCUUAUGUACUUGGAAAUGAAGUAGAAGCUGUGGAAUUGGAUUGGAGUAGACGUUUAAAUGUCAUCAAAGGGGUCGCUCAAGCUUUGUCCUACUUGCAUCAUGGCUGCUCACCACCACUAAUUCAUCGGGACAUAUCAAGCAAUAAUGUCUUGUUGGAUUCAGAACUUGAGCCUCAUGUCUCCGACUUUGGAACAGCUAGAUUGCUAAAUCCGGAUUCAUCCAAUCGAACUGUAAUUGUAGGCACAUAUGGGUAUAUUGCACCAGAGCUUGCUUAUACUAUGGUUGUGACAGAAAAAUGUGAUGUUUAUAGUUUCGGUGUGUUGGCAUUGGAGACAAUUAUGGGAAAGCAUCCGGGUGAACUCAUCUCUUCAUUAUCAUAUGCAAUUGCACAAGAUACACCACUAGAGGAUGUAUUAGACCCACGUCUGUUGCCUCCUGCUGACCAGAUUGCACAGGAUUUGGCUUACUUGAUGAUGCUUGCACUUUCAUGCUUACAUCCCAAUCCACAAUCUCGUCCAACUAUGCAGUGUGUGUCACAGGAACUACUUAGGAAACAAUUGUCAGAACCUUUUCACAAGAUUUCAGUGUGGCAAUCAAGAAGCCUCAAAAUACAGAUCCAUGAAAUAUGA